UCUAUAUCUAUGGGCCCAAGGGGAGCUCACCCAUUAGCCUGAUUUCCAGGAGAACCAGCACUCAGUUCCACAGGAGCCACAACUCAGACUGGGAAACAUGGGUCUGAGCCUGUGCAAGUCCCGACUUUCUCUCCUGCUGCUGCUGGGACUUGUUCUAAUGCUAGCCUCAUGCCAGCAGCCAACCCCUUCCCAGUGGUUUGCCAUCCAGCAUAUCUAUAACAGCGCCUACCCCCGAUGUAAUGCUGCAAUGCGGGUCAUUAACAGUUAUAAAAGAAAAUGUAAGAACCUUAAUACUUUUCUUCAUACAACUUUUGCUAAUGUUGUUGGUGUGUGUGGCAAUCCAAAUACCAACUGCAGUGACAGGAUAAGAACAAAUUGUCAUGAUAGUUCAUAUCGGGUGUCUAUAACUGUCUGUGACCUCCAAAGAAAUGCAACUGUUUAUCCAAACUGCUCAUACCAAAUGACAAGAUCAGUGAAGUUCUACACAGUGGCUUGUGACAGGAGAACUCCACGGGACAGUCCCAUCUAUCCAGUGGUUCCCGUUCACUUGGAUAAGACAUUUUAGCUCCAGUGUCAGCACUUUGUGCCUUCACUCAUCUGCUAAAGACAAGAUCAUCGUGGUGAAGGACCAGUUCCUCUGCGCUGCAAAUCAGCACCUGUCCUCAUGAAGCCUGUCCCCGUCUUUCUUCAACUCAGCUGAACAGAUCUUCUCUAACCAAUAAACACCUUUGCAUACUCAUCAA
Apodemus sylvaticus (European woodmouse) is the source of this 743-nucleotide messenger RNA. Its product is annotated as eosinophil cationic protein-like. The transcript has 2 exons. Gene Ontology annotation, molecular function: RNA nuclease activity; nucleic acid binding. NCBI's taxonomy places the organism in Eukaryota, Metazoa, Chordata, Mammalia, Rodentia, Muridae. The record is from RefSeq and is a predicted model, not a curated record. Gene Ontology annotation, biological process: innate immune response in mucosa; chemotaxis. The coding region runs from base 98 to 565 and encodes 155 amino acids.